Molecule: messenger RNA, 4758 nt
Organism: Pungitius pungitius (ninespine stickleback)
Lineage: Eukaryota; Metazoa; Chordata; Actinopteri; Perciformes; Gasterosteidae
Gene: sema6cb
Product: sema domain, transmembrane domain (TM), and cytoplasmic domain, (semaphorin) 6E
Exons: 17
Coding region: 69-2093 (674 amino acids)
Biological process (GO): positive regulation of cell migration; negative chemotaxis; neural crest cell migration
Cellular component (GO): plasma membrane
Molecular function (GO): semaphorin receptor binding; chemorepellent activity
Source: RefSeq, a predicted model, not a curated record
GGCGGCGGCGGUGAGUCUGCCGUGGGCCAUGUGUUCCUGGUGAGGCCUCAUCUCAUCUCCUGCCAAAAAUGAGGCGGGCGCCCGGCUCGCCUGGACCCGUCCUGCCGGCCGUCCUGGCCCUCGCCGUGGCCCUCUUGCCUGGGCUGUGCUCGGGAGCCACGCCGUUCCCCCAGGACCUGGAGGCCAUCAGCGUCGUGGGCCGCGAGUCCUCCUACCUCUACCCCAGCUUCCAGGGACUCCUGUCGGACAAUGAGACCGUGCGCCUGGGCCUGGACUUCCAGAGGAUGCUGAGGAUCAACCGCAUGCUCUACGUCGCCGCCCGGGACCACGUGUUUGCCAUCAAUCUUGCCACCUCGGCGGAGCAGAUAAUCCCACAGCAGAAGCUGACUUGGAAGACGAAGGAUGUGGAGAAGUGCACCGUGAGAGGGAAGAACAGCGACGAAUGUUACAACUACAUCAAAGUGCUGGUGCCGCGCAACGACGAGACGCUCUUCGCCUGCGGCACCAACGCCUUCAACCCCACCUGCCGGAACUACAAGAUGUCCACACUGGAGCAGGAGGGCGAGGAGGUGGUGGGACAGGCCCGCUGUCCCUUCGAGUCCCGCCAGUCCAACGUGGGCCUGUUCGCAGGUGGCGAUUUCUACUCGGCCACCAUGACGGACUUCUUGGCGAGCGACGCGGUGAUCUACAGAAGCCUGGGAGAGAGCAGCCCCGUUCUGCGCACCGUCAAGUACGACUCCAAGUGGCUACGAGAGCCCCAUUUCCUCCACGCCAUCGAGUACGGGAACUACGUGUACUUCUUCUUCAGCGAGAUCGCGGUGGAGUACACCACUCUGGGCAAGGUGGUCUUCUCCAGAGUGGCGCGCGUUUGCAAGAACGACAACGGCGGCUCGCCGAGGGUUCUGGAGCGCUACUGGACGUCCUUCCUCAAAGCCCGGCUCAACUGCUCGGUGCCGGGCGACUCCUUCUUCUACUUCGACGUGCUGCAGUCGCUGACCAACGUGCUGCAGAUCAACCGCCGGCCGGCCGUGCUCGGCGUCUUCACCACGCAGGCCAACAGCAUCACGGGCUCAGCGGUCUGCGCCUUCUACAUGGACGACAUCGAGAAGGCCUUCGGGGGCAAAUUCAAAGAGCAGAGGAACAGCGAGACGGCGUGGACACCUGUCCCGGAGGACCAGGUCCCGAAGCCCAGGCCGGGAUGCUGCGCCGGCGAGGGCUCGGCGGCGGCCCACAAGUCGUCCACCGCCUUCCCCGACGACACCCUGACCUUCAUCAAGUCGUACCCGCUCAUGGACGAGUCCGUCCCCUCCGUCAACGACCGGCCCUUCUUCACCCGCACCACCAGCAGAUUCAAGUUGACCCAGAUAGCGGUGGACACGUCGGCGGGGCCGUCCAAGAACCGCACGGUGGUGUUCCUGGGCUCGGACAACGGGCGCGUGCUGAAGAUCCUGGCCAGCACGGAGGGGGCCAACGCGUCCUUCAGCACGCAGCUCCUGGAGGACAUCGACGUCUACAACCCCAACAAAUGCAACGUGCAGGGGGAGGACAGGAGGGUGCUGGGUCUGGAGCUGGAUCGGGACCACCACGCGCUCUUCGUGGCGUUCUCCGGCUGCGUGAUCCGCGUGCCGCUGAGCCGCUGCGCCGACUACAGCGGCUGCAGGAAAAGCUGUCUGUCUUCACGGGACCCUUACUGCAUCUGGCUUAAGUCAGGCAGCUGUGCAACGAUCGGCCCGGGCUUCAAGGGCGGCUUUGAACAGGAUGUGGAGAACGGUUACCAUCAGCACUCUGAAACCUGCCACGAUGUCCUGGCGACCACUCGCAAGCAAAACCCGGGGCUGGAUUCGGCGUACGGGAAGACCACACCCACAAGCGCCACCACAACCUAUCACGCGGCGGCGUUCCCUAAGGAGGCAGGUGACCCUGAAAGAGGUACAGGUCCUGACGGCCCCCCCGCCGUGGGGGAGCAAGGGUCACCUGACUCGGAGCCAAUCAGUGUGGAGAUGGAGGGUAAGGGGGGAGGGAUGUCCGUCCUCAGUCAACCUGCAGGGGGGAUUGCACUGCUGGGCCCCGAAUGCCUCGUCGUACGCCGCUAACCAGACUGAACACUAACAAAACAAAACAAACAAACAAAAAAGUCACGUUUCACUCUGGAAGAACAUCACGCAUGCCUGCACUGUAUCAUUCCGAUCAUAUGACCUGCGUUUCCGUGGCAACGGCACUCAUUUCAAACAGCUAAUGUGGAAAAUGACAUUGGAGACUCCUUCAACCAAAGAAAUGGUUAAAAAAAAAAAUGGCAAUUUUGGUGUUGACCAGUGAAAGCAGGAGGCGGCGGCCGACCAUGCAAGAAGUCAUGUGAUGCAUGCGAAUACAUGUAAAUGUUCCCCCAGGGUGAAAUCUAAAUUGAAUUAGCUCACUAACUCUUAACUCACUAGUUAAACUAAUCUACUGGCGACGGUUGAUUUUCUUGAUGCACGCGCUUCAUUAGUCACGAGAUUACGCGCAGCAUGCGGAUAGAGCAUGAAGAGCCGGGGGGGACGACCUUCUUGUACCGCCAUGUUCAGCUCGUGUACCUCCGUGUGCUCAGCGCGGCGGCCACGGAAGAUUUAAUGACUGGUACUAAGUAUACAGCAAAGUCUCUAAUUAACUCCUCUAAACAGCACCGCUCCCUCCUGGGCUCUCUUCAUCUUUUAUUAAGCUCGUCAGCAUUCACAAAUAUUCCCCCGAUUGUUCUCCCACACCUUGAAAGAACUCCAGGUCGCAUCUUCCUUUCUCCCUGUGACCAUUCAUUUACAUUUAUUAUUUCCCUGGGCUGCAAGAACAAGUCGUUCAAAGUCCAGAUGUCAACUUCCAGGCUUGCUGCUGUUCCACCGGCGUCUACAACUAAAUCUCAUAUUCAACUAUUCUUACGAAUAUGACAAUAUUCUGACCAUUUGGAAAAGAAUUGCAGCCAAUCCUGUUUCAGGGGGGGGGGGGGAUUCUUAUUUGUGAACAACUUUAAACAAUAAAUUACAGGAACCCUUUAAGCUCUAAAAAUUGUUUCUGCUGAAUCUUUGUGAAGAAACAUCAGUUAUUUGAAUCAAGUUUUCUGUUCCCACUUUAAUAAAAGCAUCCAGCCAGUAAUCUUGCAGCUAAAGACCCUUCAACUUUCCCACCGCACCUCCCAUCUGCCCCAAUAAAUCACAUGACCUAUAAAACUCCAGCCAGUUCUUAAAUAUUUAAUCACAUCUCGAUCUUCAUAGGCUCAAGUCUCAUUAUUUCUUAGAUUUUUAAUUUGACAGUUAGUCCGCUCUCAUACUAAUUAACACAGCCAGAGCAGGAAGUGCAACAAAACGCCUCCGCAAACCCUCAAAUGACCAGUUAAAGAAACCAGUACAGCAGAGAGGAAGUGUUUGGGGUUCGUUCGCCAUUUGGAUGUGAUUCAGGGAGGACAAAUGAUUUUAUUUUCCUUCACGUCCUCUCGUCGCCGCUUGCUUGCAGGGGGGCGUCCUGUCAGAAGUCCAUAAGUCCUCGGCGAGGGGGAAACGAGCUUCCAAUCCGGGCCGACAACACUCUACCGCCGUAAUGAUGAGCUACUCAGGCUCAAAUGAGAAAAGCCCGUAACAAAUAAAUAACCAGCGGGGGCCUGAGCCCCGGGGGAGUAAUACGAGAGCCGGGGGAGGCGGUGGGCGGUGCGGCGGGAUGUAAUAGAAACGGGAAAAAGGCAAUCUGUUUCAGCCAGGGACUGUGACGCCGCCGGUUCAAUCAGAGAGAGCCGCGGCGGGGGGGGCGGCUGGAUGAGGAUGGAACGGCACCGGCCUUCCGAGGGGGGGGGGGCCUCCGCUCUCUCCCUCCCUCCCCGUCCAUUGCUCACCGGAGAUACGAUUCUACGGCUCUGUCACAAACCUCCCAGCGGGCCACGUGGCGAGCCGGUAGAGACACCGACAGAGACACCGAGGACGUACUCUCCAUCGCAUGCGUUAGCUCGCCAGCUAGCCAUCGCGCUACGUGGUCAAAGCACCGUCUCAACAAUGAGGACUUUUUCACCUCAUGAAAUGUAGUUUUUCGGGGCAGUUAGCUCCCCGAAUAGCCCCCGGGCUAGCUAGCCCGACAAGCUGUGAAGAACUUUUAAAGGGGUUUGAAUCAUUCUCAGUUUUAAUAGUGUUGACUCUAAACGACUUAAAGUAAAUAUGACCACCAGCCGUGAGAUUGGCCAUCCCAUGGCAAUUAUAUUUAAUACUUGUCAUCCGUGCCACCGGGUUGGAUUACCGCUAGAUUUAGGACUGUCAGGUCCUGCACCACUAACAUUUUUUGGGACCUCGGUGCUUAGCAUAACGACUUUAAUUUAGGCGUUAUUUUAAACUCUCCACCAAAAGUCUCUUUUUCACAGGAGAAACCUGGACUUGUCAUAGGAGGAAAAGCACAGGUGUUGCUAAUAACAUCGGCGAAGGCUAAUGUGACAGUGAGCCGGGGGGGGGGAACAAUUCGAGGACCGUCAAACCGAGGGAGCUAAAUAGCAUCCAGCCACCAUUAGAUUCAUUACUCGCACCUGUGCUGUCCACGCCGCCACGCGUCAAGGAGUCCAAUUCACACCAGCUUUCCCUGCUAAACGGAGUUAGCUAGCUCGCUAAAGGGGUUCAACAUUACAGGAGAUAGUGGCUUAAUACGCGCAGCUGUCGGAACUCCAACCGCCUUACGUCUGCUCAUCUUCCUUCAAAGCGAGGACAGUCGGUCUUUCUCCAUUAUUGGGUAGGGUUAGGGUUACCUAACCCUGCGUUAUGC